CCUUCCUCGUUCCUUUCCAGUCUUUCUUGGUGCCGUGUAUGGCGACGUGGCCCCAAGCAGUGUCCGUCCGAGCACCACAGCUCGCUGCCGGCGGAAGCGAGAAUCAGUUCUUCGAAAAAGUGGAGGACAGCCCCAGCAGCGACGAGGGCAGCGACAGCGACGAAGUGGUUGUUAGCUUUCGCAAGCACAAGCUGUUCUGCUGCUGCACGAUCUUUUCGUCCUCCUUGUGUGGCAUUCUGGUACUCCUUGUUGCCCUCCUCGCCUGGCAAGCUAAAGGGCUGGUGGCAAUCGGUACAUUCAAUGCGAUCGACCCGCACCUCACUCCGAAGCAGUUUCCUCGCUACAGCAGCUGCGGUGGAUGCAGGGAAGGGAACAAGACAAACGAGGAGAUUGAGCAGUGCAUCAAGCCCUGCUACAACUUGAGUUUCGUCUUGGAGUGGGAACGCUUCAAUGCAGAGCAUGGCUACCAGCUGGUGUACUUCCCCUCGCGGCCGGGUCCGCAAGGGGAGGCUUCUGUGAAUAUUUCUGCGUGGUGGCUGCCAGCACCUCCGACGGCCGGAAGCCCUGCACCACGCAUUGUGGUUCUGCACGGCGUGGGCUCCAACAACAAUCACUGUGGAGUGCAAGCCACGUGCUUCCUGCUGCGAUCCAUCGGUUUCAGCUGCAUCACCCCGAGCGCAAGAGACAACGGCCUCUCGGGCUCAUCAACGCAUCCGGAGAUCACGAGCUGGGCCUACGACUAUCACCUUGACGCUCUAGGCGCCUGGGACUAUGCAGUGGGGGAUCCGGACGGGCUCCUUGGCGGCCCUUUGCCACCAAGCAAAGUUGGCCUCAUGGGAUUCUCCAAAGGUGCCUUGGAGACGGCCAUUGCGUUUGGCUUAGAGGAACGAGCUCCCGGUGCUUGGCUGGACUCGGGGCCUUAUGGUGGUCUCUUUGGGAUGAUUCAAUCGGUGCUUUCGCAGGCACUUGGCAGGAGACUUGGCGACUUCCUCGCAAGAAUUGUCUUUUUCUGGGCCCAAGUCUUCACGGGCAACCGCGUGGACGUCUUGAAGCCGUUGGUGUUGCUGCACAACUGCACUCCUGGGAACGUGCGGAACGUGCUGAUUGCCCAGAGCACGUUGGACGAGGUCGUCCCAAUCAAGUAUGCAGGAAUCGCUAUUUCGACUCUGUCUGGGCUUCCCAGCUGCUAUUCGGUGCGCACCUUCACGCCCCCACAGUACUGCAAUGGUGCAACGCAUCAUCAAGAGAUGUGGGAGUUCCCAGAUGACACCCGGCGCAAGCUCUGCGAUUUCUGGAGCAGCACCUUCAAGCAAGAUAAGGCCCUUUGCAACCUGGAGAAUCAGCCAGACUUCCAGACUUGGUCUCCAGAAAGGCCCUUGCCUCCAGACAGCCCUCCCGCUCCGAUCCUGAACUGA
Molecule: messenger RNA, 1415 nt
Organism: Symbiodinium sp. CCMP2456
Lineage: Eukaryota; Dinophyceae; Suessiales; Symbiodiniaceae
Source: the annotation of a GenBank genome assembly